CAUCGUUUAUCGAUAUCGGGUGGUCGGCUAUCGAUAAUAAAUAAACACAAUAACUGCAAAUAAAUAAAUAAAUAAAAAUUUGAACAAAAAAAUUGUGGAACAAGCAAAAACUACCGAAAUUUCGAGGAGGGGUAUCCAAAUUAUCAAGUAGAAGAGAUUUCCCGAGAGGAAAGGCCACGAUUUCGCCGAAUUUUCACGCAGCUGCGCAACUUGCCGAGAAAAACAACAACAACGAUCGAUAGAGAAAAUCAUGGAGGGUGACUCGGAAAAUCGAAAGGAUCAUGUCCUCGAGCGCCUGAACAAGCGGAACAAGGACCGGCAGAACUAUUUGGAUGUGAAGUCGGAGCAGCGCUCCAAGGAAUCGGUGCAAAACGAGGGCGUUGACUACUUCUCCUCGACUUUUACCCAAAGGACCUUAGAUAUUGAGCAGGGCCUGAAGGAUAUACAGUGUGCCGAGGGCCCGGCCAGCGAUUUGGCCCGGAAUUUCGCCGACAUAACCCUGGAGAUCCAGGACCUGCAGCGUUAUCUCACGGCAUCCACCAUGUUCCUCUCAGAUUUCAAGAUCAAGUCCUGUCAGAACGUCCUGAACACCCUGACUUCAGUGAGCGAUGAAACCCGUCAGCGCCUGAUGCCCAAGAAAAAGUUCGGUUUCAGUGGCAAAAAGACUGCCGCAAAGCAAAAACCUAGCCCGAAUAAGGACAUAGUCGAUGCCAAGCCCAGCAAAGUUCCGGAAAAACUAGGCUCUAACUUUAGCUGGACCAUUGCAAAUCGAAAGAACGAGCAUAUAGUCUUGGAUUCCAGCCAGGUUAAUGGUCAGGAUAUAACCAUUUCGAAUGUAAGCCACUGUUUGGUGGAACUGCAAGGACAUCCCGGCUCUGUGCAGGUGUCCCGGGCCUCAAAUUGCACCUUGUUGUGCGGCCCCAUUGCCAGGUCCUUCUUCGCCGAGAACCUGGACGAGUGCACCCUCUCCAUUGCCUGCCAGCAGCUGAGAUUGCACUCUUCGCGGGGCAUUCGCAUAUAUAUCCAUGUCACCUGUCGCGCCAUCAUCGAGGAUUGCAAGGAAAUUGAGAUUGGCGAGUUUAACUACGAUUAUCCGGAGUUGGAAGCCGACUAUCUGGCCUCGGGGCUGAAUAAGUCCCAGAACAACUACACGGACGUGGCCGAUUUCAACUGGCUUUCGCCGGAUGUGCCCUCGCCGAACUGGAGCCUGCUCAAGGACCAUCCCGAUCCGAAUUGGAAUGCCUUGCGGCGGGACUUCAUCGCCAAUAGCAACAAUAACAACGGGCUCAAGCAGGGUGUCAAGGACAUCUCCAUCAUUUAGUGGCGGCAUCGGCGGCUGCUCCUCGGCUGGCUGGCCUACGGUGUCAUCCUCGGUUGGCUGCUCUGGGAACUGCUGCUAAGGGCCCCAAUUACUGGGCCCAAGUCUAUAACCCCUCGAUCUGUGUAAAUAGCUUUAAGCGUGUUGAUUAAAUAACCAUUAUAUUGA
Messenger RNA from Drosophila subpulchrella, 1486 nucleotides. RefSeq names its product tubulin-specific chaperone C (gene TBCC). Gene Ontology annotation, molecular function: tubulin binding. The record is from RefSeq and is a predicted model, not a curated record. Gene Ontology annotation, biological process: tubulin complex assembly; post-chaperonin tubulin folding pathway. The transcript is spliced from 2 exons. Bases 251 to 1321 code for a protein of 356 amino acids. Gene Ontology annotation, cellular component: cytoplasm. Lineage: Eukaryota; Metazoa; Arthropoda; Insecta; Diptera; Drosophilidae.